This is a messenger RNA of Bicyclus anynana (squinting bush brown), 1637 nucleotides long. RefSeq names its product protein obstructor-E-like. Gene Ontology annotation, molecular function: chitin binding. NCBI's taxonomy places the organism in Eukaryota, Metazoa, Arthropoda, Insecta, Lepidoptera, Nymphalidae. The record is from RefSeq and is a predicted model, not a curated record. The transcript has 6 exons. Bases 108 to 1295 code for a protein of 395 amino acids. Gene Ontology annotation, cellular component: extracellular region.
GCAAGGAGGGGCAUACGACCAGGUUUCUCAACGGCUGUCCCCGAGGUCAGCUCAUCUCCCACCAUUCAUUGGAAGUUCAGACCUCGUGCGAACGUGUUGUGUCCAAUAUGAGGUGUCUAGUUGUUCUGGCGUGUGUGUGCGCCGUCGCAUAUGCGAGAGCUCAAAUAUCAGAAGAAUCGUCAGCAAUUGAUGAAAACCCAGCAGUAGAGACGGUACCAGAACUAAACGAACCUGAAAUAAAAAGUAGUGAUGUAGGUGAAGCAAUUUCAGAAAACAAAGAAUCUGAAUCGAAUGAUGACGAAGAACUUGAUGUAGCUCCAACUAAUUUAGCUCCAAGUGUAGUGAAACCUACAGCUGCCGAAUCCAAUUAUAAUGAUGAGGACUUAGAUGUUUCACCUACAAAUUUAGUGCCUAGUGUUGUUAAAAGCGAUGAGUCAGCGCGUCAAGGAAGGUACAGGGCUGUACCCGACCAAUAUGAAGAGGGAUCCGCACCACGAUCAGUGGGAAAAUUGUCUUGUAAAGAGAAAAAUGAAAGAUAUUCCGUCCCUGGAAGCUGCGAUAGAUACGUCGAAUGUCUGAAUGGAACAGCAGAAGAAAAACAAUGCCCUGAUGGUUUGCGUUAUAACCCUAACGUAUUAUUUAACGUCUAUCCAUGCCAGUAUCCCGUCGAUGUCCCGUGUCUUGCAAGAUCUUCUCUUCAGCCAGCGCAACCGACAGCAGACUGUCCCCACCAGUUCGGUUACUUCAAAACUGGAGACUCGCGCAACUGCAGCGGCUUCAGGAACUGUGUGAACGGCGUCGGCUACGACUUCACCUGCCCUGACGGACUCGCCUUCAGUCCCGACAACUACCGCUGCGAAUGGCCUGACGAAGUCUCCGACUGUGAUGCUGAAGCAUUCCUCGGCUUCCGUUGCCCUGAAGUGCCUGUCAGCAAGGAGCUGGGCCCGCCUGCAGGAUUCAGAUAUUAUAGGUCACCAAGUGACUGCCAAGUAUAUUUCAUUUGCAUUGACGGCAAACCUCGUCGCUUGGCUUGCGGCGGUUACUCUGCCUUCGACGAACAAAGCGAAUCGUGUGUAAACGCCGAGGAAAUAUCGGCGUGCCCACAAGAGCUUAAAACCCGUGCUGCCCAAGCAAAGGAAAGCGAAGAAAGAAGGCAAAAACUACUACAGGAAAAUCCAUUUAAAACACAAACAUUAUCUCCACGACUUGCUAAGUUAUUAGCCAAUCCGGAAUCCGAACAAAAUCUCGAUGAUACAGACCCAACUCCAACCCAACUAAGUCCUGAGACAGAGUGAUAGAACUUUUUACGUGUUUAGUUAUAAAUAGUGUAUAUAAAAUCGAAUAGCCAUAAAACACUCGUCUUGUCAUUAUAUAAUUUAAGUUGGAACCAUAUUUUUACUUUAAUAAAUUAAUUAGUGCCAUUAAAUAGAAGCAGGAAUAUUUUUUAUAUACACAGAAUAAUAAACAGUUUUUAUUUUAGUAUAGGUACCGCGAAUACCAAUAUGUAAACGAAUAUCGAGCUUUUAGGGUUCUUUAAUACUCACGAAAAAAAUGUUAAUUGUAGAUAGUGCCAUUUUUUAAUAAACUACUAUUCAAAAUUUUUUUAUUUACUAUUGUUUACUAUCAAUCGUGAUAGC